Messenger RNA from Lathyrus oleraceus (garden pea), 850 nucleotides. RefSeq names its product DNA-(apurinic or apyrimidinic site) endonuclease 2. Bases 1 to 762 code for a protein of 253 amino acids. NCBI's taxonomy places the organism in Eukaryota, Viridiplantae, Streptophyta, Magnoliopsida, Fabales, Fabaceae. The transcript has 2 exons. Gene Ontology annotation, biological process: base-excision repair. Gene Ontology annotation, molecular function: phosphoric diester hydrolase activity; double-stranded DNA 3'-5' DNA exonuclease activity; DNA-(apurinic or apyrimidinic site) endonuclease activity. The record is from RefSeq and is a predicted model, not a curated record. Gene Ontology annotation, cellular component: nucleus.
AUGGCCUUUUGCAGCAUGAUAAUCCAGAAUAUAAUGCCAAAAGACAGCAGUUAUAUGAUUAUUACCAUCCAUUGGAAUUUUCUCCUACUCUUGGACUUGAAGAAAAAAAAGGGGAAACUCAUGGAAGAGUGGUGGGGAAGGAUGCACGGUCUUCUUAUGGAGGGAGGACCUACAUAUGAAUCAAUAAAACAGUCAGUUGCUAAUGAUAUCAUCGAAGAGGUUCUAAGACAGAAGCUUAAGAGAUCCUUCAAAAAUGUGAAGAUAAUAACUUACAACGUAAACGGUUUGAGACAACGCAUAUUGCAGUUCGGUUCUCUCCGCAAUCUGCUCAAUUCAUUCGACGCUGAUAUUAUUUGCUUUCAGGAGACAAAACUUAGCAGACAAGAUGUUACAGCGGAUUUGGUUAUGGUAGAUGGAUACGAAUCGUUCUUUUCUUCUACCCGAACUUCUCAGAAAGGCCGAACCGGUUAUUCCGCUGAAGAAGGAUUCACUGGCCUAAUGUGUAACUCUCAAACUAGGGAAGAUAAAUUGCCACUCUUCAUAGAAGAUCUUGAGGGUUUUUCAAAAGAUGAGCUUCUCAGUGUUGACAGUGAAGGGCGAUGCAUUGUCACUGAUCAUGGGCACUUUGUUCUUUUCAAUAUUUAUGGGCCUCGAGCUGGAAGUGAUGACACGGAGAGGAUUCAGUUUAAACAAAUAUUCUACAGGAUACUGCAGAUUGGAGUCUCUCCUGCAUCAAGGAAGGAGAAUCUUUGUUGUUGGUGAUCUCAAUAUUGCACCGUCUGCAAUUGAUAGGUGUGAUGCAGGGCCUGAUUUUGACAAUAAUGAGUUUGGAAGAUGGUUCAGAUCGAUG